Colias croceus (clouded yellow) is the source of this 2492-nucleotide messenger RNA. RefSeq names its product histone acetyltransferase KAT8-like (gene MOF). NCBI's taxonomy places the organism in Eukaryota, Metazoa, Arthropoda, Insecta, Lepidoptera, Pieridae. The coding region runs from base 51 to 1412 and encodes 453 amino acids. The record is from RefSeq and is a predicted model, not a curated record. Gene Ontology annotation, biological process: regulation of DNA-templated transcription. The transcript has a single exon. Gene Ontology annotation, molecular function: histone acetyltransferase activity.
GCGAGACUCGCAUGGCGUUAUUGUGUAUUUGUUGCGCGGUUUAGGUACAGAUGUUCUAUUCUCGUUAUAGCGUGAUACCAUACUCAUUUAUUGAAGCAAUGGCCAAAGGUCAAAAAGAAAGUAUCGAAAGGGGUGAUUUACCAAAUCCUGAAUCCAGAAGUACAGAUAAUGAGGAUGGGGAAUCUAACCAGGAACAACUUCUCGAUAUCGGUGAACACUAUUUAGUGAGGCGUGUCGAUGACUCAUGGCGGCCGGCUGAGAUAAUUCAGACGCGCUACAAUGCUUCGGAAUCGUGCUACGAAUAUUAUGUGCAUUAUGUCGGAUGUGAUAGAAGAUUGGAUGAAUGGGUUCCUCGCCACAGGAUUAUGUCAGAUAGAUUUGAUGGGUGUGAACAAUCGAGUAAUAACGCUGAUCUUUUGUUGACCGACAAAUCUGGGCGCAAAAUAACGCGCAAUCAAAAACGCAAACAUGAUGAAAUUAAUCAUGUUCAGAAAACCUAUGCGGAAAUGGACCCGACAACAGCUGCGCUUGAGAAGGAGCACGAAGCUAUUACUAAAGUAAAGUAUAUUGAUAGGAUUCAAUUCGGUAAAUAUGAGAUCGAUACCUGGUAUUUUAGUCCUUACCCAGAGGAGUAUGGUAAACAGUCAAAGUUGUUUAUCUGCGAGUUUUGUUUGAAAUAUAUGAGGUUGGAGAAAACAUUCAGAUAUCAUAUAGGCGAUUGUCCGCAGCGGCAGCCACAGGGGACUGAGAUAUACAGAAAGGGCACUUUAGCUAUAUUUGAAGCAGACGGCAAAGAGCACAAACUCUAUUGUCAAAACUUAUGUUUAUUGGCAAAACUGUUUCUGGACCACAAGACAUUGUACUUUGACAUUGAACAGUUUAUGUUCUACACUCUUUGUGAGGUUGACAAACACGGGGCACACUUGGUUGGUUAUUUCUCAAAAGAAAAGGAUUCUCCAGAAGGCAACAAUGUUGCUUGUAUACUGACACUGCCACCGUUCCAACGUCAAGGAUAUGGAAAACUACUCAUUGCUUUUAGUUAUGAGCUAUCAAGAUUAGAGAAAGUGGUGGGCAGUCCGGAAAAGCCUUUAUCGGAUUUGGGUAGGCUGAGCUACAGGUCCUAUUGGUCCUAUGUUAUUUUGGAAGUCUUGAGUGUAACAAGAGGCAUUUUGAGUAUAAAAGACCUCAGCCAAAUGACAGGUAUUGCGCCUACCGACAUUAUAACGACGCUACAGGUUAUGAAUAUGGUGAAAUAUUGGAAAGGUCAGCAUGUGGUCUGCGUUACCCCAAAGAUGGUGACCGAACAACUUGCCACUUCAUAUUUUAAGAAGCCUCGUUUGACGGUGGAUCCUACUGCCAUUCGUUGGACGCCACCGAGCAAACAGGGCCCAGCUGCUAAGUCUAAGAAGUAAUUAUACUCAAUGUAUUUUUAAUGAUAAGAAUAAAAGAGAAAUCAAUCAUCAAUAGUAGUUGACAAAGAACAGAAGACCGGUUUUUUGUUUCUAUAGUGUGUUACACAUUUGAGUGAUUAUUUAAAAGUAUUAUACAUUUUAGUGAACAUAAGUAGGCAAUUCUCUGUUAAAUCAUUCAGUACAUUAGGAAUAACACUUAUUAAAUAAGCAAUUGUUUCUGGUACAUAUUGUGUCAAUGUUAUAUUUCAUAGAAGUCUUAACACAGAAUCUAAAUUUAAAUUGAUUUGGGAGGCUACAUAAUCAAUGAAAGUAGUUAUUGUCCAUCAUUAUACAUAAUAACUUAAAAUCUUCAAUUAUGUGGCUAAGUGGUAGUAGUUAUGAAUUUGUAGUAGUUUAUGAAGAAGUGUGUCACAGAUGUGUUUUAGGUAACAUUUAUUGUCAUUUUAAACAUUUAUAGUGUUUUUCGGUGUAAAUUUCCCAUAAAACCUAUCGUGUUUUCCUAUCCAUGCUAAUUUGUUAUUAUAACUAUGAAUAAACUUCCUAGACAUAAGAAAACAAGACUAGACUUAAGAUAAUAAAAAAAAAAUACCUAAGAUUCACACUAAUAAGACUUGUAGUAAGUAACCUAAGUCUGUAAUUUUUUAUUAUUUACCUACUCAAUUUCUUAAUGUGAAUGCAUGGAUGAUUAAUACUUGUUGCAAUUUUAAAGUACAUACUCCAUUCUGUUCUCCAUCUGUUCAUUUAUAUUCAAUUCAGUUCCUGUGUUAUUAGUGAUAUUAUUUAAUGCCUAGAUUUAGUAUCAAUACUAGGCUUAUAUAAAUAUUUCGUAAUGUUUUAAACAUUAAUAUUCAGUUCAAGCUAAGCUUAUGUAGAUGCCUCCAUAUGUAAUAAGAACAACUAUAUUUUUAAGUUCUCAAUAAGUGUAUUUUUAUAAUCUUAUUCUAAAUUUGUCACUGUAUGUGUCAGAUUGUUUGUGAAAAAUCUUUCAUGUUUUUUUUAGAUUCUGUGAAUCAUUGAUUUUGUGAUAACCUAGCUUAAGAAUAAUGUGUAAAUGUGGAAUAAACCCUGUUGGAAAUAAUA